Molecule: messenger RNA, 2592 nt
Organism: Oncorhynchus masou masou (cherry salmon)
Lineage: Eukaryota; Metazoa; Chordata; Actinopteri; Salmoniformes; Salmonidae
Gene: elp3
Product: elongator acetyltransferase complex subunit 3
Exons: 14
Coding region: 146-1801 (551 amino acids)
Biological process (GO): tRNA wobble base 5-methoxycarbonylmethyl-2-thiouridinylation
Cellular component (GO): nucleus; elongator holoenzyme complex; cytoplasm
Molecular function (GO): iron-sulfur cluster binding; acyltransferase activity, transferring groups other than amino-acyl groups
Source: RefSeq, a predicted model, not a curated record
UUUACGACCGUUUACAGGGGUGGACGGCAGGAGUCGUGCAAGCUUGAUUACGUUGUGUUGUUUACAAAGUUGAAAGUUCUCCACAUUUUCUCAGUUAAUAACACGUUUCAUAUUGUAAAUUCACAGCGUCAACGUAACUUCAGAUAUGGGGAAGCAAAAGAAAAAGAGUGAUCUGAGCCGUGCAGAGUUAAUGAUGAUGACCAUUGCUGAUGUCAUCAAUCAGCUGGUCGAGGCGCAUGAAGAGGGAAAAGACAUCAACCUCAACAAGGUGAAGACGAAGUGCUCUGCUAAAUAUGGUCUUUCAGCUCAGCCCAGGCUAGUAGACAUCAUAGCUGCUGUUCCACCCCACUACCGCCGUGCCCUGGUGCCCAAACUCAAGGCCAAGCCUAUCCGCACUGCCAGCGGGAUUGCAGUAGUUGCUGUGAUGUGCAAACCCCAUCGAUGCCCCCACAUCAGCUUCACUGGAAACAUCUGCGUAUACUGUCCAGGUGGGCCAGACUCAGACUUUGAAUAUUCCACACAGUCUUACACUGGCUAUGAGCCGACGUCUAUGAGAGCCAUCAGAGCACGGUAUGAUCCCUACCUGCAGACCAGGCAUCGAGUGGAACAGUUGAAGCAGCUGGGCCACAGUGUGGACAAGGUGGAGUUUAUAGUGAUGGGAGGAACCUUCAUGGCCCUGGCUGAGGAGUACAGAGACUACUUUAUCAGGAACCUCCACGACGCCCUGUCAGGACACACCUCUAACAACGUGGCUGAGGCCGUCAGGUACUCGGAACGCAGUAACACCAAGUGUGUUGGUAUCACCAUCGAGACGCGCCCUGACUACUGUCUGAAGAGACACCUCAGUGACAUGCUGGGGUACGGCUGUACCCGGCUGGAGAUAGGGGUUCAGAGCGUCUACGAGGACGUGGCGCGGGACACCAACAGAGGUCACACGGUGAGGGCGGUGUGUGAGUCCUUCCACUUCUCCAAAGACGCAGGUUUCAAGGUGGUGUCUCACAUGAUGCCUGAUCUCCCUAAUGUUGGUAUGGAGAGAGACGUCGAACAGUUCAUCGAGUUCUUUGAGAACCCAGCGUUCAGGCCAGAUGGGUUGAAGCUGUACCCUACUCUGGUGAUCAGGGGUACAGGUCUGUAUGAGCUGUGGAAGACCGGUCGCUAUAAGAGCUACUCCCCCUCUGCCCUGGUAGAUCUAGUGGCACGCAUCCUGGCACUGGUGCCACCCUGGACUAGAGUCUACCGCGUCCAGAGGGACAUCCCCAUGCCUCUGGUGAGCUCUGGGGUGGAGCAUGGUAACCUCCGAGAGCUGGCUCUGGCCAGGAUGAAAGACAUGGGGACGGAGUGUCGAGAUGUGAGAACAAGAGAAGUGGGAAUCCAGGAGAUCCAUCACAAGGUGCGUCCCUACCAGGUGGAGCUGAUUCGUAGAGACUACGUGGCCAACGGUGGCUGGGAGACCUUCCUGUCCUACGAGGACCCAGAACAGGACAUUCUGAUCGGUCUGCUGCGUCUGCGGCGUUGUUCCGCCCAAUCAUUUCGCCCUGAGCUCAAAGGGGGCGUGUCUAUCGUCCGUGAGCUGCACGUCUACGGCAGCGUGGUUCCCGUCAGUAGCAGAGACCCCAGCAAGUUCCAACACCAGGGCUUCGGCAUGAUGCUGAUGGAAGAAGCAGAGAGGAUCGCCAGAGAAGAACACGGCUCUGGGAAACUAGCCGUUAUCUCAGGUGUGGGAACUAGGAACUACUACAGGAAGAUGGGUUAUGAGCUGGAGGGACCGUAUAUGGUGAAACACCUGGAGGUGUGUCUGUAGACGGACGUGGGGAAUUAACGUGUUUUUAUUAUAAUUAUUUUACCAAGACACACACCAGACAAAAAUAUAUUUAUUUGUUACUAAUACAUGAUUGUUAGUCGCUCUGGAUAAGAGCGUCUGCUAAAUGACUUAAAUGUAAAUGUUACUUUGGAGACACUGCAUCGUACAUGGAUGACAAUACAUGAACCACUCUUGUUUUGGGUAUGCUUGUGGUAUCAGAGGGGGCGGAGUGGAUAGGUCAGUUUGGAGGAAGCUGAUCCUACCUCUGUGCAUAAAAGAGUCACUUCUACCCAGAGUGGGAACAGCAUAAGAGUCACCUCGAUGGACCAGUAGUGGUCUGUGCGUCCUCGGGUCAUUUAUUAAGCCGUAGUUCAGGAAUACUAUGGAAGAGUCUCGUCCAGCUUCAUGAGAUAACUAGGAGGCUGUUUAGCGUCAUGUUGUUUUUAAGUUCAUCAUGUUAUCAGUUGAGUUGAGGAAGACCACCAGUAUGAAUCGGUGUUCAUUAACGGACUUGGCACAGUAUAAUUCGUCAGUCGGGGGGGGGGGGAGUCCCCUCUGUCUCUGAACAGAUGUUUUUAUAGGGCAGGAAAUGGAAUAAUAGUGUUGCAUACGUUUAUUUUUAAACACUGUUAAUCCUAUCCCAUGUUUUUUCCUGUUUUUGUUUUUAUUUACAACAAAUGUUACUUUUGUUUUGGUGUUGGCCUUAAGAUUUCAGUUAAAAUCCCUUUCACUGCUCUGAAAGCUGUUUUGGUUUCAUGGGAAUAAAAUAUUUAACAGUUAUAUAAUUUCAA